Molecule: messenger RNA, 1657 nt
Organism: Bombus pascuorum
Lineage: Eukaryota; Metazoa; Arthropoda; Insecta; Hymenoptera; Apidae
Product: U8-agatoxin-Ao1a-like
Exons: 3
Coding region: 136-459 (107 amino acids)
Cellular component (GO): extracellular region
Molecular function (GO): ion channel inhibitor activity
Source: RefSeq, a predicted model, not a curated record
ACCGGUCCGACGUGGAAACCUCACUUGCACCUCGGCCACGGUCAGGAAAGGGUACGAAUCCUUCUACGAGUAGAAGUCAGCUAUCUCCGGUACACGUAUCAAUCGAUCCUUGAUUGUUCUAUCUGAGAGGAAGACAUGAAGUCCAGCCUGUUCUUGUUGUUUUGCUUGUUCGUCGUCUUCGCUGACAGGACUCUUGGUAGCCCCUACAUCGAUGACGAGGAAGAUUCGCUGCAGAUUGCGGAUUCGGAUUAUACAGACAACGCAUUGGAGAAUCUGAUGAGAGCUGCUCAACAAAAACGUACCUCGUUGAUCUACUUGUUUAGGCGAGCCUGCAUAAGACGGGGUGGAAACUGUGAUCACCGACCAAAAGACUGCUGCUACAGUUCCAGUUGCAGAUGCAAUUUAUGGGGCUCAAACUGUCAGUGUCAACGAAUGGGUCUCUUUCAGAAAUGGGGCUAAACGGCUCCUCCGUCUUCUCCUUUCUUUCGGCGAGAACGUUUCUCCUUUUAGCACGCGACGCGAUUAUCCGCACCACUCGUACAAUUCCAUUUCAAAAUUUUUCCUCUUUCAUACUAUUACUCUUUUCACCAUCUGCGAAUGCUUUGCAGUUUUAAGCGUUUUUCUUAUACAAAUUUUUUACCGUUGUCCGCUGUUCACGGUCUAAAAGUUCUACGUGUUAUCGAUUAGAUUCCGAUAGAAUUUCAUUUGGGGCAUGCGAUGGAAGAAAAACAGUCAUUGAGAAAAACCUAUCGAUAAAAUAGCGAGCUUUCGAAUGUGUGCAUCGCGGAGAGGUUGAAUUUUUAUGGUAUUUUUCUCUGUUACCUUUUUUUUUAAUUAUCGUUGAAAAUAUUCGACGAAGUUUAUGUAUUCCUUUGGUUGGUAUCUUUCUUUACUUAUAUUUCCUGCGCACAUCUCGUAUCUACCUCCCUCGUGUAUUAUACUCGAACGAUAAACUUCAUCCACAGCCAGUUCUCCAUUUUCUUUCAUUUUUUUAUUACUCUUAUGUUUUCUUAUUACAUUUUUUAAAUGAAAUUAUUACACUUUGCGUCCUUUCGUUUCUUUGUUCUUAUUGUUAAUUAAGAUGGACUUCGUGGCCUUGCGCAAUCUCAAACCCCAUCGAGACGUAGCGAGAAGUAAAGAAAUAAAGUUUGACUGAGCAUUUUACUACAUUCCUAUAGGUGGUUUUUAGUUUCUCUAAGAGGCGAAUGGAACUAUCGAGUAGCAUGUAAAAAAGGAAUACGAAGCGGUUCGUACAUUAAGGAAACCGAUUCUUCUGCUUGAACGACGAUAAUAAGUUUUUGAACGAACGAUGCAACAAUAAUUGUAAGUCUGUAUCUAGCGCAAGGAGAUGUACGUUUUAAGUUAAAACUCGCCUACAUUCUGUCAGCCUUUGAUUACUUCAUGCUCCAUAAUUAUUUUCGAUGAAAACUCGAUUAAAUGUUAUUAACUUAAAACGGUACAAAAUGGAAAAAAAUUAGCGAACAUGCGUUUUGCUUUGUGAUAGAUUUUUGCAUUGCCAAUAUACUUGCUAUGAAUCCCUUGAAACUUUCUGUUCCUCGUAAGACACUUAUCGUGUAAUCGAGAAUCGUGCCUGUUAUCCUCAGAAAAUAAUUAUCACCAGGAAUAGAAAAAAAGAAAAAAAAAAAAAAUAUAAAAA